Panicum hallii is the source of this 2517-nucleotide messenger RNA. RefSeq names its product zinc finger BED domain-containing protein RICESLEEPER 2-like. Gene Ontology annotation, molecular function: protein dimerization activity; DNA binding. The coding region runs from base 213 to 2144 and encodes 643 amino acids. Lineage: Eukaryota; Viridiplantae; Streptophyta; Magnoliopsida; Poales; Poaceae. The record is from RefSeq and is a predicted model, not a curated record. The transcript is spliced from 2 exons.
CUCUCCGGCUUGCCAGCGCCUACGAUUCCUUCCGAUCGACUCUACGUCUCUACCAAACCUUGUGUUGCCGGCCGCACCACCAGACGUCCAGACGCACGCCGCCGGCCUCCGCGCCGCCGCAGCCGCGGGAAAGCUGCGGCUCUAGCUCAUCGAUCGGCCACCUUUAGCGUUUCGAGGUCGAGUCGCGGGAAGCCAUAGCCUCCGCUAAGGACAUGGAAGCGGAGGAGGACCAGAGCGCCCAGGUUCAGGGGCAGCCGGGGCGAAGGCCGCGCAGGGUGGCCCGGCGGCGGUCCGGCGUGUACGAGCACUUCACCCGUUUCAGCGACGGCGACGGGAACGACAGGGCGCGGUGCAGGCGCUGCCAGCUGGUGCUCGGCGCGAGCACCAGGAACGGCACCAGCACCCUGUGGACGCACGUCAGGAUUUGCUGGGGAGAAGAAGCCGCCGCCGCUGCGCGGCGGGCGCCACGGCCGCCGGUACCCGGCGCUUCCCCGUCACGCUCCCGUGGAUCCCGGGGUCGCCGGGAGACUGAUAGUGCAAGUAGUGCAGACCUUGCUCGGAUGAUCGCGCUGCACGGGUACGAUCCGUCGUUCGUGGAGGACGGCUACUUCAGGAGCUUCGUCCGCCGCCUGAACCCUGAAUUUGAGGUGCCCUCGCGCGUCGCCAUUGAGGAGAUGUGCGAUGGGAUCUUUGAUGAAGCAAGGAGGCAUUCCUUCUCCAGGAUAAGGCGCGCUCCUGGGAGGGUCAGUUUGGCAGUGGGUAAAUCUAAAACCAUCGAGGCAGGGAAAGUCAUUUAUGUAGCAUGCCAUUUCAUCGAUGAUCAGUGGAAUCUUCAUAAAGUCGUCCUGAAUGUCAUGGUCGAUGCAGAGAAUCAUGCCAUGGAUGGUCCAAUAUUGGGAGUCUUUGUGGUUGAUGAUCUUGUUGAUGUCGCCGAGCUUGUUAUUUCAGAGCAUGUGCAUAGGCUGUCCAUGGUGGCAUAUGAUAUUACUGACGACGAUUUUCACCCUGAACUGGAGGAUUACAUCGACCAAGACAUAAAUUCUGAUGCCAAUAAGCUAAGUUGUACCACUGCCACCUACGUGGACGCUGUGCUUCACUCGAUUGCUCGAUGCUUUCUUCCAGCUCCACAUUUCACUAGCCACAUUUCCUGGAACAUGAUCAGUUUAAAUUUGACUAGACAAGAGCGCCUGCAACUUCUUUCGGAGCUUGACCUCGACUUAGAAUGGGCAUUCGACGAGAGCUGGUGUGCGUGCUACUGUUCUUUGCAGGUUCUUCGCAAGCGAGGCUUUACUGAUCAGCUUGAAGGCACAGAGCCAUGUGAGCAACUAUUGUGCAAGGUCUGGGAGCAAGUAUACCGCGGCAUUCAGAGAAUUUCUGCCUCCACCUCUCCCACUUCGAAUCUGUGUCUUGCAGAGUUGUUCAAGCUGAGGGAAAUUUUGCAGCCUGAACUAGCCCGGCUCAAUGGAGAAGACGAAGAGGUUCAAAUACAAUAUGAUUGGUUUUUUAAUAACAUCGCCGUAGAUGUUCUUAGAGAGGCGAGUGACGCUUUGGACAGUGCUAUACAAGAUUCGUACCUGAUCUGGUCAGUACCACUUGCACUGGACCCCAGGUACAAAGUCAAGUACAUUGAAUUCUGUUUCGAAAGAGCGUUUGGUUCAGAAGCCGCAAAAUACGUCACCGAGGUGACCAAUACGAUCAGCAAGAUGUAUGCAGAUUACAUUAAAGAGUAUCGUACAAGCACUGAUGCAGAUCAUUCAGAUGGUGCCAAUGCGACAAUGGCCACUACUAGAGCAGAUCCAUUGGAGCAAGCAUGGAAUGAGCACUGCCUUUCACAGGAUUUCACGGUGACUCAGGUUGACAGCCGUAACCCAGAAACCCAGACGGAACUCGAUCGCUAUCUGCAAGAUCGUCCUGAACAUCCAACAAAGGAUUUUGACAUUCUCAAGUGGUGGAGGGCUCACAGCUCGGAGUACCCGAUGGUUGCUCGGAUGGCGAGGGAUGCUCUCGCCAUGCCCACAUGCAGCAAGCUUUCUUCUGACCAGCUCGCCCAGUUCAGGAGCAUACUUCGUGGUUAUUCCAAGAAACCGUACGGAGAUACAACCUUUUCAUCUUCGUCGUCAGCAGAAGGAGGUGACAUGAUUUAAUAUAGUAGCUCAUAUAAGUGUUGGAUUAUUUCUGCAUUUUAUUCAAGCUCCUGUUUUCAUCAGUUUGUUUGAGACGAGCGCGUCUUUAUUGCUACUCUCUUUGUUUCAAAAUAUAGGUCGUUUUAGUUUUUUUUAUAUUAAUAUAUUUUACUAUGCAUCUAGAUAUAUGUUAUCAUAUCUGGGUGCAUAGCAAAUAUUAUGAAUCUAAAAAAUCAAAACAAACUGCAUUCAUUUUGGAACGGAGGGAGUACCAUUUAUUUACCAAUAAGCUCGGGCACGAAUACGUGCAGAGCGGGAGUGAUUCACCUGACGUCGUGUGCCCGCCCCUCCUAUGUACUCUUUAUUAUGUAAUGGUACGUCCAUAAUUGUUCAA